AUGGUUCUUGAAGAUUCAGAUCAAGAGAUUACUGGCUCUUUUCAAUAUUUUAUGCCACCACCAACUGCUUCUUUCUUAUUUGAAGAGGACAGUAACGAUGAUGUUGAUCCUAAUACUCCAUUAACUCAUGCUCAAAAGGAAUUAAUUGAGGCAACUAAUACCAAAGUUGAUUUCGUUAUCAUUGUUGUGAAAGAUUUAUCUAAAAAGUUCAGGAAAGGAAAAAUGAGCAUUAUUUCUGAUGAAAAGAUUAAUCUUAUACUCACUAAGGAAGAGAGAAAAGCUCAAGUUGUGCGACACAAUGAGCUUGAUGACUUAAAAGCUCUUAACAAAACUCUUGAUCAACUGGAAGCUGAGAAACAAAAUUCUGUUAAGAUUGAACCAUCUAAAAGAACAUUAUUUCCUGAAUGGACUAUUGAUCGAAUGGAUAAAGAUACGAUUAAGAAAGUGAAUCCAUUUUGGUUGGAACCAAAUACAUCUUUUUGGUGA
Messenger RNA from Lactuca saligna, 486 nucleotides. The record is from the annotation of a GenBank genome assembly. Lineage: Eukaryota; Viridiplantae; Streptophyta; Magnoliopsida; Asterales; Asteraceae.